Messenger RNA from Dovyalis caffra, 972 nucleotides. The record is from the annotation of a GenBank genome assembly. Lineage: Eukaryota; Viridiplantae; Streptophyta; Magnoliopsida; Malpighiales; Salicaceae.
AUGGUUCAAUUUCUAGGCACAGUGCGCGUAACUCCUUCCCUAGCCAGUUUUGCACCUUACAGACGCCAAAUCAAUCUCAACCACUCCCCAUUUUCACUUUCAAGAAAUGGGUUCUCCCCCUUCAAAAGGAUUCUUCAAGCUUGCCUUCAAUCAAAUGCUAGUAGAAAUGCGGAUGCACAGUUACAGGCUGACCAGUCUGAAAUCAUAUUUAUGGGGACGGGGACUAGCGAAGGGAUUCCACGCCUCAGCUGCCUUACCAAUCCUUCAAAUAAAUGUCCGGUAUGCUCAAAAGCCGUGGAACCAGGUAACAAGAACAGGAGACUUAACACAGGCCUCCUUAUUCGCUAUGGUGGACCCUCCGGUCUGGAUGAUCUCCGUGAUUGGACAAACAAUGUGCAGCCACACAUUCCAAUUUAUGUUGCAGAACGUGAUUUUGAGGUGAUGAAGAAGACUCAUUAUUAUUUGGUGGAUACAAGUGUGGUUACACCAGGUGCUGCUGUCUCAGAGUUGCAAUUUAACCUCAUACAUGAAGAGCCCUUUGUUGUGGAUGAUUUGAAGUUUACCCCUUUACCAGUGUGGCAUGGUCGUGAUUAUCGUUCUCUUGGUUUUCGAUUUGGUAACAUAUGUUACAUCAGUGAUGUUAGUGAAAUACCUCAAGAAACAUAUCCGCUCCUUAAGGACUGUGAGCUCCUGAUUAUGGAUGCUUUGCGGCCUGAUCGGUCUUCUUCAACACACUUUGGACUUCCAAGGGCCUUAGAGGAAGUACGGAAAAUUCAACCAAGGAGAACACUUUUCACUGGUAUGAUGCACCUGAUGGAUCAUGAUAAUGUGAAUGAGUAUCUUACAAAAUUGAUGGAGACAGAAGGUCUUGAUGUACAACUAAGCUACGAUGGGUUGUGUGUGCCAGCAUUUUAUAGCAUAAAAGUUGAACCUCAAAUGUCAAUUGGUUACUCUGGAGCUGGACUAACUUAG